AUGCAGUGGAAGGCUCUAGCCGCGGCGCUUCUCGCGCAUGCGACUGCCGUCCAGGCCAUGAUGCGUUUCGGCUGCUCGCAGCUCGUCAUCGAGCGCCUAGAUCCGCUGGUCAACCCCGGCUCUCUACCGUCGCCGCACGUCCACCAGAUCGUGGGCGGCAACUCGUUCAACACCAGCAUGGACCCGGCGAGCCACGAUCUUGUCAACGACUCGACAUGCACCAGCUGCACCUUCGCCGAGGACUUCUCCAAUUACUGGACGGCGGUGCUGUACUUCCGGGCCCGCAACGGCAGCUUCCGCCGCGUGCCCCAGUUUGCCAACGACGGCAUCCGCGCCGUCGGCGGCAUCACCGUCUACUACAUCCAGCCGUACGACGGCAAGACCAAGGUGACGGCCUUCAAGCCCGGGUUCCGCAUGCUCGUCGGCGACGCGGCCCUGCGCUCGGCCGAGGGCCAGCAGCGCCAGCUGUGCCACCGCUGCCUGUCGGCGAACGGCGGCGGCGGCGCGCCCUGCACGGGGUCGGACAGCAGCAGUCUCCCCAAGGGGAUGUGUGAAGGCGGCAUUCGCACCACCAUCACCUUCCCGACUUGCUGGGAUGGCAGCAACACGGAUAGCCCGGAUCACAAGAGCCACGUCGCGUAUCCCAGCAAGGGAAGUUUUGAGUCGUCUGGUGACUGUCCGUCGACUCAUCCGGUCAAGUUACCUCAGAUUAUGUACGAAGUCAUGUGGAAUACCCAACUAUUCAAUGACAAGGAUCUGUGGCCCGAGGAUGGCUCGCAGCCGUUUGUAUGGAGCACUGGCGACACGAGCGGAUACUCGCAACAUGGCGACUACGUCUUUGGCUGGAAGGGCGAUUCUCUCCAGCGUGCCCUGGAUGCUAACUGCGCUAAUGCCGUCUGCAAUGAACUCAAGACGCAGACCUCCGAGGAAGCUAUGAAAUGCGUCAAGCCGCAGACGGCCAAGGAGGACGUCGACGGAUGGUUGGAUCAGAUUCCAGGCCAACCAAUGCUUUCAUAA
Phialemonium atrogriseum is the source of this 1017-nucleotide messenger RNA. RefSeq lists its product as uncharacterized. Bases 1 to 1017 code for a protein of 338 amino acids. Lineage: Eukaryota; Fungi; Ascomycota; Sordariomycetes; Cephalothecales; Cephalothecaceae. The record is from RefSeq and is a predicted model, not a curated record. The transcript has 4 exons.